Oldenlandia corymbosa var. corymbosa is the source of this 2553-nucleotide messenger RNA. NCBI's taxonomy places the organism in Eukaryota, Viridiplantae, Streptophyta, Magnoliopsida, Gentianales, Rubiaceae. The record is from the annotation of a GenBank genome assembly.
AGAUGAGGAGAGCAAAUAUGCAAGUUUCAAUUUUCCAAAGGCCAAAAGGGUCCUGACAGAACAUUAUUAAAACACUUCCAAGUUCCAACUCCCCAGCCAAUAAAUCAGCAUCCUGUUCUUGUCACUCAAUACUCAUUACUUUUUCUUUCUCAAAAUGGUCAACUCCCUCCAACAGUCCAACUCAUUCUCUCUUUUGCUACUUUGUUUUUAGCAUAUUUAUUGGGACGUUUGGGUGGGAUUAAAUUCAAAGACAAAGGAAAAGAAGAAAAACGAAAACAACAUAUUAAAUCAGCCAGCCACAGAAAAUUAGGUGCUUUCAUCAUCAUAUUAUACAAAAAGAGAGAGAGGUACAGAAGAACACUUCGAACCCAAUACGGAACAAAGAUCACUCCUUUCCAACCUUGUCAACUCCUUUCCCAAAAGCCUCACAUGGAGAAAGAUCAAGAAUUUAUGGUAUCCCAAUUGAGGAAAGCAAUUGAAAAGUUAGGAAUCCCCACUGAGAAGUUUGGAGACCUUACAAUGAUGAGGUUCUUGAUUGCAAGAUCAAUGGACGUUGGUAAAGCUGCAAAAAUGUUGGUGCAGUGGCACAAGUGGAGAACAUCAUUUGUCCCUUUGGGGUUCAUUUCAGACUCUGAAGUUCAGGAUGAACUUGCAGCUGAAAAACUUUACCUGCAGGGUUUAUCAAAGGGAGGAUUUCCUGUUGUGAUUGUGAAAGCUAAUAAGCAUUAUCCCUCCAAGGAUCAACUUCAAUUCAAGAAAUUUGUGGUUCACCUGCUAGACAAAGCAAUUGCAAGCUCUUUCAAAGAUGAAGAAAAUGGAAAUGAAAAGCUGGUUUUCAUUCUUGAUCUAAGCAAUAUUACGUACAAAAAUGUUGAUGCUCGAGGUCUAAUCACUGGUUUCCAAUUCCUACAGGUGAAUCAGUAUGCCCCUAGUUCAAAUUAAGCGUAAAUAGAGUAUGAGUCAUGUGCAAUAAAUUUCCUAUCCAAGUCUUUACUGCUUCAGCGUUAUCUAACUUAAAUGGCAUAUUUUCCAUCAUUAACAUUCUUUGUUGCUUGUAUAGGCUUACUAUCCAGAACGCUUGGCAAAGCUUUACUUUGUACAUAUGCCUGGAUUCUUUGUGAGUAUCUGGAGGAUGGUUUCUUACUUUGUCGAGAAAGCUACACUUGAAAAGGUAUGUUUCCAUGUGGAGACCUUAUGCUAACCCCAUCCUUCUUCCUCCUGAAUGGUAUAAGUUUAUGAUGAUAUGUACAGGUUAUAAAUGUAACAAACGAAGAGGAAAAGAGGCAGUUUAUUAGUGAAGUUGGUGAAGAAGCUUUGCCGGAAGAGUAUGGCGGACGAGCAAAGCUUGUUCCGAUGCAAAAUGUUUCCACCAUUCUAUGGAGCUAUUAGCCUGUCUAUGUUGAUUGCAUUCGAUGGAUCACAUUUCUCUGAAAGCUGUCCCGGAGUCCUGAAGUGAUUGCUCUUCAUACGAGAAAGGAAAAUUAAUGACAACCGCCAUUGUUCUAAUCAUCUAAUAUUUUAUUAGCUCAUAGGUUUCAUUAUCAUCAAAUUCUGUAGUUUGUUGGCCAAUAGCCUUAUACAAGGGAAACCGAAUAUACUGCAUACAUUGUGUCCUUGAUGGUCUGUAAAAGAAAACCUUUGUAUUCAUUUCUCCUAUGAAAAACAAGUUUUAACAUCUGACUUUUUUUUAACUUUUAGCUUCAGAUUGUAAAAUAUCUGAUAUUGAAAACAAAUCAAACAUAUAAAAGCCAAAUUCCCAACAACGGAUAUAUGUGGGAACUCAGUUAUUCUAUAAUCCAGGUGAGCCACAACAAAGAUGCAUGGCUCAUAUCAUACAUGAAGUUAUUUCUUGUAGUUGUAACAUAUAGAUUACACAACUGAAUAAGAUCUUCAAGGGCAGAAAACAACCCUAUAAUUAGUACCACUUGGGCAAGUGAACAAACUAGUUGGAUCAUCCUGAGGAUAACUAUAAGCAUCAGGGCAUCUAUCCUUGAAGAACCUGGAAAAGUCUGUUGGUCCACAACUGCCAGGUCCAUUAGUACAACAAUACUGAUUCGUGCCAAAAACAGUACAAGGGUUGUUGCACCCGCCAGGGGUUCUCAGCUGAGCCGGGCAUUGAUCCACGAUCGGCGCAGAACACCUGAUCACCCGGCAAGGAGUCACCGAGCUGAACUCCAUGGGGAUGUUAAACCCGUCGACAUUGGAUAUAUCAAUGAAAUCCAGAUUGUUGGGCUGGUUUAAGGCAAAUUCGGGCUACCAUAACCUUGACAUUCUAAACGUCCGCAAUCGCCAGUUUGACACUGGCCUUGACCAUUAGCAUCGAAAUUGCAGUUAGUGCGGCCCCAGAUACGAGCUCCGGUUGUUCCAGGAGCCACAUUUAGAGUCCAGGAUUGGCCUCGGUCCAAUCGCCUACCGCCUCCGGGGGAGGCAGCAGCCCACACAGUGUAGGUACAUUGGUUUAUUAUGUCAAAAGUUGCAGCAUUGGUUAAGGUGAUGAGAUACAAAGAGGUGAAAAAGAGAGCACAAGUUUGAGUGAAUUUAUUCAUGUUUUUG